AUGUCGUCGUUGGCACGGGGCAUGUCGAUGCCGGUGCGUGUGUGCAUGCACCGCGGCAUGUGGCAGCAUGCAGCGAUCUCUACGGCUCGUGCCGCACCAGCCGUCCAGCCGCUCGAGCGACUCGGGUCCGUUGCGUCGGUGGCCGUGCAUGCCGAUGGCACACCCGUCGCGGUGCCGGCGCCUGCGGAAGAUGUGCGCCGCAUGCGGUCGCGCCGCGAGAGUCGUUGGCUCAAGAAGCAGCAGAAGCUGCGCGUGCGCGAGAACCGCAAGAAAAAUACCAUUGCUGCUCGACUGGGCAUUGAGGAAAACAAAGUCUCGCCCUACGUCCGAACGGACCAGCAGUUCAAGAUGUUCAAGCCGAUCACGCCCUCGAUUCGGUGGCUGCGGUACCCGCUGAAUCCACACCUGCACCGCGGCAAGCCCGUGCGUGAGCUCACGGUGGCUCAGCGCAAAUCGGGCGGUCGGAACCACCACGGCCACAUUACGGUCCGUGGCCGCGGUGGUGGCCACCGACGCCGCCUGCGCCUCGUCGACUUUUACCGCUGGGAGCCGGGUGAGCAAAAAGUCGUGCGCAUCGAGUAUGACCCCGGACGCAGCGCCCACAUUGCGCUGAUUGAGCACAGCGAGACAAAGCGUCUGAGUUACAUUCUUGCUCCGGAUGGACUCGUAGCAGGCGAUACCGUGGAGAGUUACCGCCAUAUGAUGCAGCACAAGCAGCAGCAGCACAGCGACGAUACCGUCAAUCUCGGUAUUUUCCGUACGCAGGCCAUCCGGCCUGGCAAUGUGCUUCCGCUGCGCAUGAUUCCCAUCGGCACGACCAUCCAUGCCAUUUCGCUCCUGCCGCUCGGCCCGGCCAAGCUCGUGCGCUCGGCAGGCACGUUCGGGCAGCUCGUGACAUUCUCCUCGCUGCGCAAAAACGUCGAGACGGACGAGAACGCCGACUUGGCGCAACAGCACACACACGCGCAAGUGCGCCUAUCGAGCGGCGAAGUGCGUAUGGUGCCGAUCGACUGCUGCGCUGCUAUCGGCACCGUGAGCAACAAGGACCACCAGCACGCUCGUCUCGGCAAAGCCGGCCGAAGCCGCUGGCUCGGUCGCCGUCCCAAGGUCCGUGGUGUGGCUAUGAACCCCGUCGACCAUCCUCACGGCGGUGGUCGUGGCAAGUCCAAGUCGAACAAGCACCCACGCUCCAUCUAUGGCUUCCCGCUCAAGUUCCAGCGCACGCGCAGUCCGAACUCGCGCAACGGCAACCGCAUGGUCGUCCGCCCUCGCCCACGGCGCAACGGCAAGCGCACGGGUUAA
Messenger RNA from Malassezia restricta, 1302 nucleotides. RefSeq names its product mitochondrial 54S ribosomal protein RML2. NCBI's taxonomy places the organism in Eukaryota, Fungi, Basidiomycota, Malasseziomycetes, Malasseziales, Malasseziaceae. The transcript has a single exon. The record is from RefSeq and is a predicted model, not a curated record. Gene Ontology annotation, cellular component: ribosome; large ribosomal subunit. The coding region runs from base 1 to 1302 and encodes 433 amino acids. Gene Ontology annotation, biological process: cytoplasmic translation. Gene Ontology annotation, molecular function: structural constituent of ribosome; transferase activity; RNA binding.